Molecule: messenger RNA, 2169 nt
Organism: Klebsormidium nitens
Lineage: Eukaryota; Viridiplantae; Streptophyta; Klebsormidiophyceae; Klebsormidiales; Klebsormidiaceae
Source: the annotation of a GenBank genome assembly
UUUCCCUCGGGUGUACGAGCAAACCUACUUUUCGUAAUUCAGCCUUCUGUGGCGCUUUCUGUGGCCCCCAUGACUUUCUGGAAGCCGGGAAGCGAGCGGCCCGGCGGGCCCCCCGAAACCCCCAUUGACAGGGAGGACGACGAUGCGCCACUCCUGUUCCCUCCCAGCGCCCAGCGGAGCUUCGCCGAGCAGCGGGCGCGCCUGCCAAUUGCUGCUUCCCGUGAUGCACUGCUUUAUCUGAUAGAGCGGCAUGCGGUGACGGUGGUCACGGCUGCGACUGGGUCAGGAAAGAGCACGCAGAUUCCGCAGUACUUGCUGGAGGCGGGGUUUGCGAAUGAAGACUACCAGAUUGCGUGUACGCAGCCCCGGAGGGUGGCGGUGCAGACCGUGGCGGCGCGGGUGGCGGAGGAGCGGGGCACGCAGCUGGGGCAACAGGUGGGCUACCGCGUGCGGUUUGAGGACGUAACCACCCCCGGUGUGACGCGCCUGGUGUACAUGACGGACGGCGUGCUGGUGCGCGAGCUGAUGUCAGACCCGCUCCUGAGCCGCUACUCCGUCAUUGUGCUGGACGAGACACAUGAGCGCAGCGUGGCCACCGACAUGCUUUUGGGCCUGCUCAAAAAGGUGCAACGUCAGCGCCCCCACCUUCGCCUCGUGCUCUCCUCCGCCACUCUUCAGGCGCGCGCUCUCGCCAACUUCUUCCAGCCCCCCCCCCGCCACACACAGCCUCCGGGCGCCCCCCUUCGGGAGCCAGCAUUAGUGUCGGUAGAGGGCCAAUUGCACCCUGUGCGCGUGCAUUACCUGGAGGAGCCGUGCCGGGACUACCUCGAGAAAGCGGUGGCCACCGCACUGGAGAUCCAUGCCACGCAGCGGCCGGGGGACAUUCUCGUCUUUCUCACAGGGCAGGAGGAGGUCGACACCGCCGUGCAGCUGCUUCAGGAGGAGGCCGCGGCGCGCCCCGGCGCACAGGGCCUCGGGCUGUUGGCACUGCCGCUGUAUGCGAGCUUGUCUCCGGCAGACCAGCAGCGGGUGUUUGAGAGCGCUCCUCGGGGCAAGCGGAAAGUUAUCGUAACGACAAACGUGGCCGAAACCAGCGUGACGGUGGAGGGCGUGGUGUACGUGGUCGACGCUGGCUUCACCAAGCAGCGCUUCUACAACCCGGUCACGGCCGUCGACGCUCUCCUCGUGGUGCCCAUCUCCCGGGCGUCCGCCGUCCAGCGAGCGGGGCGCGCGGGCAGGGUGCGACCGGGGCAGGCCUUUCGGCUGUAUACCGAGGACGCCUUCCGCUCAUCGCUCCCCCCCCACCCCGUCCCCGAGCUGCAGCGCAGCGACCUGACCCCCCUCGUGCUGCAGCUCAAGGCGCUCGGGAUCGACAACCUGAUGCGAUUCGACUUCCCGGCGCCGCCCCCGCCCGAGGCCCUCCUGCGCAGCUUGGAGGUGCUGUACGCGCUAGGUUUCCUGGACAGCGACGCGAGGCUGACGCACCCCGCGGGCAAGCAGGCCGCGGAGCUGCCGCUGGCCCCCUUGGUGAGCAAGCUGGUGCUGGCGGGCGCGGAGGCCGGCUGCUCGGAGGAGGCCAUCACUGUGGCCGCCAUGAUGCAAGUGCAGUUCGUGUGGGUGUCGUCACGGGGCCGCCAGAAGGAAGUGGACGAGGCGCGCAGCCACUUUGCAGUCGCGGAGGGGGACCAUCUCACCUACCUCAACAUCUUCCAGGCAAGCCCCCAGCCAAGCUCCCUUCGUGCAUGCCAAGUGUUUUCUGAAGCUUUCAAGAGUGAUACUCACUUUUGGGGCACGCCUUUGUGCACGCCUUUGCGUUCCAGCAGUCGCGCCGCUCCUCCCAGUGGUGCGCCGCGCGCAGCCUCAACUACCGCGCACUGCGCCACGCCGCCUCCGUGCGCGAGCAGCUCCGCUCCGCCGCACGCCGCCUGGGGAUCCCCCUCGAGUCCGCCGACCGCGACCCACAACCCCUUUUGCGCGCGAUCACUGCCGCCUUCUUUCCCAAUGCAGCGCAGCUGUCCCCAGGAGGGGACGGCAGCACGUACCGCACGUUGCACACGGGCCAGCUCGUCAAGAUCCAUCCGGGGAGCGCGCUGUUCCGCGCGGCCCCCCCCUGGGUUGUUUUCGGAACGCUGGUGCAAAGCGAGGACCGGCUGUAUAUGCAGGACGUAG